AUGAAUAUUGCUCGGACUUCCAUCGCAGCCACUAGCCCUACAGCUCAAAUUCGAGCGAAGCCGGUCACGCAAUUGCGUUUCAAACCUGUGAUGUCAGAAUCGAAGCCUGCUCAAGUUUUACAGUUGGAACCUGCUAAGGAGCUGGUUUUCCAAGUUGAAAGUGUUUGGAUUAUUUUUGCGCUUGAUCCAGACAUUGUUUGCUGUCGUGAUCAUCGAUUUAACGAUGAUCUUCUUAACGGUUGUUUCACCUUUGAUGGCGAUGUGCAUAAAUUUUCACGAAGCCCUUUCACUGACAUUGUCAAUGCCCAUCUGCAAUUGAAGAACCCAACGGAAAAACCAGUUUGUUUCAAAGUAAAAACAACUGCUCCGAAGCAAUACUGUGUACGCCCUAACUCAGGUGUUUUGCCGCCAAGCAGUUCCAAAACCAUCACAGUCAUGUUGCAACCGAUGGAUGGUGUUCCUACUGACGUAGGUCGUCACAAGUUCAUGGUUCAGACUUGUUUCUGCCCUCCUGGUGAGGUAGAUCUCGAUAAUAUUUGGAAGACGAUUUCUCCUAAUGAGCUUAUGUACAGCAAAUUAAUGGUUGUAUUCCAACAACGUACAGGUGAACAUGCAGGCGCAAUCAAGGAGGAAGCCCCAUCUGCUGUCGGUUUUACAAGCCCAAUGAACGCAGGUAACGCCCGAGCAUCUGCAUCUCCGGGAGGAAAUCGUGUAGCGGAACUUGAGGAGAAAUUAAAGAGUGAAACUGAAUUACGGUUGAAGUCAGAAAAAGAUCGUGUAUUGCUUCAGCGCGAUCUCGAUGAAUUAUUUAGUAAACAUGCUAAGCUUCAGCAAGCUAUGCAGUCUCCUGAUAGUGGCAUGCCAACGUUACAGGUGAUUUUGCUGGCAAUCGCAGCUCUGCUGGUCGGUCUGAUCGUGGGCAAGCUGUUCUAA
Necator americanus (New World hookworm) is the source of this 933-nucleotide messenger RNA. RefSeq lists its product as uncharacterized. The record is from RefSeq and is a predicted model, not a curated record. NCBI's taxonomy places the organism in Eukaryota, Metazoa, Nematoda, Chromadorea, Rhabditida, Ancylostomatidae. Gene Ontology annotation, biological process: endoplasmic reticulum membrane organization. Gene Ontology annotation, cellular component: plasma membrane; endoplasmic reticulum membrane. Gene Ontology annotation, molecular function: FFAT motif binding. Bases 1 to 933 code for a protein of 310 amino acids. The transcript is spliced from 10 exons.